GUUAUUGUAGCUAGCUCCUUUAGCACAUCGGCUAGCCGCCGCAACGCUGCUGCCUUCUGCCGCUACGCUCUGCCGCAAAGGGGACUUUGUAACCUUCUCACUCCCCCGGGCGACACGAUCCGUCUCUUUACGGCUUUAACUCAACAUUGCUAACUUAUCAUGAUCAAUUCCAACCGAACGGCUCGUUAAUCGUCGGCGUGAUUGUAGAUUUUGCGAGCGGUUUGGCGGGACUGACCGGGGUUAACAAUACGGGAGCUAAGCGGCUAAAGCUAGCGUCGAAACAGGCCCCCUUUUUCAGGACGCGAACGCAGCUAGCCUAGCACUACUGCGGCUGUCAUGGAAGACAAAUCUUUCACCAAGGAAUUAGACCAAUGGAUCGAGCAGCUCAACGAGUGCAAGCAGCUUUCAGAAGGCCAAGUCAGGACACUCUGUGAGAUGGCCAAGGAGAUUCUGACCAAGGAGUCCAACGUCCAGGAGGUGCGAUGCCCAGUGACGGUGUGCGGCGACGUGCACGGCCAGUUCCACGACCUCAUGGAGCUGUUCAAGAUCGGCGGCAAGUCCCCCGACACCAACUACCUGUUCAUGGGCGACUACGUGGACAGGGGCUACUACUCGGUGGAGACGGUCACCCUGCUCGUCACGUUAAAGGUGCGCUUCCAGGAGCGGAUCACCAUCCUCCGAGGAAACCACGAGUCUCGGCAGAUCACGCAAGUGUACGGCUUCUACGACGAGUGCCUGAGGAAGUACGGCAACGCCAACGUCUGGAAGUACUUCACAGACCUGUUUGACUACCUGCCGCUCACCGCGCUGGUUGAUGGACAGAUCUUCUGUCUGCACGGGGGUCUGUCGCCCUCCAUCGACACCCUAGACCACAUACGAGCUCUGGACCGCCUGCAGGAGGUCCCGCAUGAGGGCCCCAUGUGCGACCUGCUGUGGUCGGACCCCGACGACCGUGGCGGGUGGGGCAUCUCCCCCCGAGGUGCGGGCUACACCUUCGGGCAGGACAUCUCCGAAACCUUCAACCACGCCAACGGCCUCACGCUGGUGUCCCGCGCCCAUCAGCUGGUCAUGGAGGGCUACAACUGGGGCCACGACAAAAACGUAGUCACCAUCUUCAGUGCUCCAAACUACUGCUACCGCUGCGGGAACCAGGCGGCCAUCAUGGAACUGGACGACACCCUCAAGUACUCUUUCCUUCAGUUUGACCCCGCCCCCCGCCGUGGCGAGCCCCACGUGACCAGACGCACUCCCGACUACUUCCUGUGAAUGUUCCACGCCAACCCCCGCCCCCCCCUCUUACUGUACCGAGAAGAAAAGAAGAAGCGAUUGGCUGGGCAAAAACAUACCCAAGAGUUAAACUUAGCGCCGCCCCGCCCGUCCCCUCGCCCCGCCCCCACACACAGUGGUGUUUUCACUCUGCCGUCAUUAACGCUGUGCUUCUGGAGUUUAAAAAAAAAACCUACACGUGCAACCAAGAUGUUACUUCUGUUUUUUAGUUUGUUGGUUUGUUUCACAUGUUUUUAAGACAACAUAAUAAAACUUCCAAGGUGGACCAAAUGUGCCAUA
Molecule: messenger RNA, 1566 nt
Organism: Doryrhamphus excisus (bluestripe pipefish)
Lineage: Eukaryota; Metazoa; Chordata; Actinopteri; Syngnathiformes; Syngnathidae
Product: serine/threonine-protein phosphatase 2A catalytic subunit beta isoform
Molecular function (GO): protein serine/threonine phosphatase activity
Source: RefSeq, a predicted model, not a curated record